UUUACGCCGGUGGUACGAUAGCGAGCCGAGCGUUUGUUAUUGUGGAGCUAAGCGAAGGACAUUAGUGUACAUCAAGAAGCUGUGAGGGAGUGUGUGUGCGGCCCGGCGAUGGCCCAGGCUGGCAGGUGCAGUGUUACGUUUACACCUGGCAGGGACACACUAGAAGAGAUGAAAGCUGCGCCACCGAGAUACAAGUUCCUGCUGCCGAAGUCCAGUGGAACAGAGGCGCGGGUACAGCAAGAUGAGAACGCGGGGUAUAUCCAGCACACCAUCCGUGAGAAUGAGAUAGUGAUGCACAUCCACCCAGGUGAGUCUGGAAUGCAGAUGCCUGAGGAGCCAAGCCACGCCACACUCACCAUCCAGGCCCGUGAUCCAUCAACCAACACCACCACCACGCGCCGCUUCCACUGCACCUACCAGGGGUGUGACCGCACCUACAGCACUUCCAGCAACCUGCGCACACACCUCAAGACACACAGAGGAGAGUACCGGUUCCAGUGCCUGGCGACGGGAUGUGGCAAGGCCUUCCUCACCUCCUACUCCCUCAAGAUCCACCUGAGGGUCCAUGCCCAACAGAAGCCGUACACCUGCGAGAAUGACGGCUGCCGCAAGUCCUUUCACACGCUGUACAGGCUGCGUGCCCACCAACGACUCCACAACGGUGACACCUUUAACUGUCGGCAGGAUGGAUGUGUGCGGAUCUUCACCACACUCUCUGACCUCAGGAAGCAUGUGCGCACCCACACUGGAGAGAAGCCAUUUAAAUGUGAGGAAGAUGGAUGUGGCAAGUCGUUUACAGUCAGCCACCAUCUCCGGACCCACAAACGGAUACACACAGGUGAGAGGCCAUACCUGUGUGUGGAGGAGGACUGCCGCCGUGCCUUCACUACUAACUACUCCAGGAAGACGCACAUGCUCGUCCACAAACGCCGCUCCUCCUCCUCUCCUGCCCCUUCAUUUACCUCCAAACGUAACUCCCAACACUCCAGCAGUGAUGCCACAGCUGCCACCACUGCCACUACCACCACCACCACUACCACAUCUGCCAUCCAGGAGGCCCUGCCGGGACAGGCACAGACUGGCGGGUGCUGCAAGGGUUCAACAGUGAGUGGUGAGCAGGAGCAGGGGAAGGAGUAUCAGAAAACAGAGAAGGCCAAGUCAGGUCAACGAGGGGGCUGUUGUGGUGGAGGUCGUCAGCGCCCUGCACCACAGGUCACCACCACCACCUCAGAACAUAAAACCUUUGCCAUCAUCCCAGUGGUCGGUGGGGAGAAGGACGGGCCCACCAGCCUAACCCUGCAGGAGUUCCUUGAAUUGGAAGCCCUCAAGUGUAACCCAAACAUGAAGGUGCCCAUUGUCAAGGCUACAGACAACACCACUGUGGGACGUCUCCUGCAGGACUCACAGACCCUGACUGCCCUGGCCCAGGCUGGUGACAGUCGAGGGCUGCUAGAGAAGAUUGCAGCACAUGCUGACAUCUGCAAGUGUAAUCCCUGCCACUGCGAUCCAAGCCGAGGCAAUGAGUGCUCCUGCAAUGCCAUAGCAGACAGUGACAGUUCCCCUUGCCACAGCCCCUCCCAUGGUGAGGCUCAGGCCCCAGAGGAAGACAUCCCUCAUGUCCCAGACAAGGGGAGUUUCCAGCACCCUGAGAUUCUCUCCUCCAAGGAUGACUUUCAAGAGCAGCAGCCUAAAGUUGAAGCCCCAUCCAAGACUUGCUCUGCUCCCAGUGAACCCCAGCAAACCCUUCCCCUCAAACCUGAAAUGGCUGCCAAGGGUCCUGUCAGUGGUCCUCAGGCAAUGGCCAGCUCUCUGCCUGCCCUCACUCUCAAUACUAACCUGCCUGUCAAGGACUGUCCUCCUGCCCUGCCCUCCUCAUCUCAUCCCCCUCCUCAGCCACAGCCAUCUCAUCCUCCUCAUCCCAGUGAGGGCAGCUUGCAAACUCCUGAUCAACAGAUUUCAGUGGCAGAGUUUCUGGAGGAAACUGAAGAGUGUGGUACAGGAGAGGUGGGAGGUCUGCUGCCAGCCCUAACCAGCCGUCCUUCUGCCCCAUCUUUCCCCAGCCUGGAAGACAUGGGUUCCUUGUCCUCCCCAUCCAUGGAGGAGCUGAUAGGCUCUCCGGUGUUUGGGGCAGGUGUGAAGUGUGAGUCUGGUCCCCUGGCUCCUGGGGCAACCCUAGACCACACCUUUGAUGUGGACAUAGCUGCCUCAGACUUCUCAGCUGACUUCCCAUUCUCUUCCCCCAACAUGAUUGAAGCUUUGCUCACUGGAGACCUUCCCCCAUUGUCCCAACCUCCCUCCUCAGCCCCCAGUAAGGCCUCCCUAUCCACACCCACACCCCCACCUCUGCCACAGCCCCAGCCGAAUCUGUCAGAUGCUGGUAUCAAACCCCCAUCCCCCAGCUGUAGUCAGUGGGAAGGAGCUGCCAAGUCCUGCUGCUCCUCUGCUGCCUCAUGCUCACAAACUGGUGGCUCGUCUGCCGUGUCCACUCCUCCCUCAGGCUGCUGCCGCACAGGCUGGGGCAACAGAUCCCCCUCGUCCCUCAUAACCUCACUUAACUGUGACAACCACCAGGAAACAAACAAUGCUUCAUGCUGUGCCUCCAAGCCCAGGCUGCAGCCCCCUCCUGGUUCCCCUGCCCCAACCUCCCUCAUCAACCAGCUGUGCCAUACCUCUGCAGAGUCACAGUCACAAGCCCAAGCCCCCACCCCUGCCCCAGUACCAAGACCUGGACUAGAUAUGCAGUGCAACUCAGUCAGCCCCCACCAUGCCAUUUCCUUCCCAUCCACUCAACACCAUCACCAGCCCCACUCCCAGGCUCCUUCCCUGCCCCAGUCACCAGAGCACCACCACCAUCAUCACAACAGCCAGCAGCAGCAACAGCAGCCUGCCGGUAUAAGAAGAGAGCAGACUAAUCACCAUCACCAUCACCAUCAGCAGGAGCAGCAACAGCAGCAGCAGCAGCAGCAGCAGCAGCCAGUGUGUGACAAGCAUCCCAUGCCCAAGUCUCCCCAGGGUAUUCCAGGUGCCUCCCUCCAUCAGCACCACCACUCUGAGGAGGCACCAGAGGGCUUUCCGCUGGAGCCCAGGGGCAUGGACUCCCAUCCAGGAUCAUCAGGACUUGAUGUGGUGCUGAGGAAAGAAGACAAUGACUCGUGCUGUGUGGUUAUCUGCACAAACAAGUUGCAGCUGCUGAGGAGUGUACUGGCCAAGUGUGAAUGUUCAGACCAUGAGCGCACUGCCUCAGUGCCAGUGGAUCUCCAGGCACUGCUCAAUGAUGCCCUCAUGGAGUGGGAGACAUCGGAGGGCAGUGGGACAGCAGAGAGCAGCUUUGAUGUCCCCACCACCAUCUCAGAUCCUGCAUCAGACCAAGGCUCCCUUGCCUGGUCCUAGCCUUACUGGAAGCACACACCUCCACCCUGAACAACAAAAGAGGUCUUACAGCUUGUGCCUGCCAUCCAUAAUAAUGGAUGACCCAUCAUCCAUUAUUAUGGGAAGUAGUUGUGCAUCAAGGAAAUGGUGAUUGAGAUGAACUUGUGAUGGCAGAUGAUGUUGCUCAUAAUAGAAACAUCUGUGUUUGGGAGAUGUGCAUCAUUGUGUUGUGUGCAGGUAUGUGCCAUGCUGUGGUGAGGCAUCUCUCUUCCCACCACUACUCUGCACUGUGUGGCCAGAGUAGUCUUGGGAGAUGCCACAGUUGCGGUUGUGACAGGGAAACACAACCUGCUUAAUACUCACUGUAUCAGUGCAAGUGUAAAUAUUGACUUUUGCAGACAUGCAAGGAAGAGUGAACUUCCUGAGUUUCUAUGAGGCAUCACAUUAGUGUGUAUGAAUGCUGCGCUCUCCAUAUACCCAAUUUUAACAGGCUGUGAACAUCCUAACAUUUCUUGAGGGCAUUGUUCUACACAACUGGUGUCAGUGUUGAAGAACCCUUCAUGGACUGUUAUCUUAUUGACUGUCAUUUGUCAGUCUUCACUCAUCUUACCAACAGGACAAGCCUAGCCACCAAAUGUAUUGUGAGGUAAGGUGAAAUGGUGUUACUUAAGAGGUGAGUCACUUGUAGUGUAAGGAUGGUGAACUGUGUUAUUAUUAUUAUUAUUAUUAUUAUUGUUAUUGUUAUUAUUAUUAUUAUUAUUAUUAUUAUUAUUAUUAUUAUUAUUAUUAUUAUUAUUAUAAACUGUAUUAGUUCAGAAACAGAGUGGGGGAAGACCUGCAAGUUAACUGCAGUGGUAACUGACUGGAGCCACUUAUUUUUGUUACAUUGGGUGAAUAGAGACUUGUAAGAUGAUGGGUAGAAACAAAUGUGAUAAAAAAAAAGUAUAUUCCUUCAUAACCAAAUAAUAAUAAAUAAUCAUAGGAUGAUGAAUCAUCCUAUGAUCAUUGGCACCAGAGUCACACCUCUGUAGGCCAUGCAGUGGCUCAGUAUGGUAAGUUAUUUGUAAUAGACAAAUCUGGAGUUGAGUAAGAUUAUACUUGGUGUUGAUGCAGUAACAUUGCUACCUGAGUAUGCAUGAACACACAAACAUUGCCUUUGGAUGAUGCUCUUGCCAGCUGAUUGAACCAUGGUGCUUUUGCUUAGGUUUAAAACAUGCAGUAAAUUGACUUUGUAUUCCUUCCAAACUGUAAGACAGUAGAUUGUUUGUAUCUGCAGAAUAUUUAUGUGAUCUGCUGGUAUGUGGGUUUGUAUGGUUUGCUUACACCCAAGAGGUCCCAGGCUCUAGCGCUGGGCUAGGCAGAGACAUGCAACUGGUCUCUGACACAGAAAGAAGAGGCCUGAGGAGAAGGCUAUAAGAAAGCAGGAAUGAUCCAUGCUAUACCAUGAAGGAUAAAUAGGCUGGUCAUAUAACAGUAAUAAUAAUAAUAAUAAUGUCUAUAAUCUUGCAAACAAAUGUGUACUUUGACAGGGAUGCAGAGUCAACUAGCCCUACAUUCUAAAACAGGAUAAGAGCAUGUGAGGCAAUCAGCAAGCUAGAUCACCAACCAGUGAGAGCAGUAAUGAGAUCAUGUGCCCUCAGAUAGCAAGACUGUUGUGCCAGAGUCCAUGUCACUGAGUACAGUGUUCCUCAAACCCCACGGUGAGUCCCUCAGAUGGGUCUUCAGCGAUCAUCUAGUGCUGACUCACUGUAGAUAUAGACUUAUGGAAUUGUGGGGUAAGACUCUUGAAUAGUGAGGAAAAUGUGUGUAUCCAAGUCAUGACAGAUGUAGCCAGAGGAGGCACCACCAACAAAAUGUUCAUCAUCAUUAUCAUAGUGACCAGCUAGAGGAGGGAACACUUCCAUUGGCUCUACAGUUGUUGUGGUCCUUUGAUAUUUUGUUGUGUGGAGUAUGAGGUCCUUUACUAAGCUUGUUUUAGUGUUGGGAGUUGUGUUGUAGCUCAUGUAGAGAAUAAGCACAGUCUGUAUCAUCUUCACAUAAUAAGCUGAUUUUUUUUCCUAUUUUGCACUUAGCAUUGUUUUUUAAAUCCCAUCCCAUGAUCAUCAGUCACUAGAAAUAUAAAUGUAGCACAAGAUGUGAUAGCAAUGCAAAUCACAUUGGUCAUUGUUGAAAGCAUUUUAACUUUACCAUUCUCAUCGUAUUUUGACAUAUAGACAUAAUGGUUUAUUCUCUUGCAAUUUUAGACUUUAAAAUCUCAAAUAAUUCCCAGACUCAAGCAAAAUUAACUCAAUUUCUCUCCUUAAUUUGUGCAGAUUCUUGUUUAAAAAGUAUAAGAGAACAAUGGAAGAUGUGGUUAUGUCAAAAAACCUGCUGUAUUAUGGUUAACUGAUCUUGUGACAUAUUUAAGAUUCCAGAAACACUGACACUCACUGAAAAGUAAAGAAUUGUGCACAACUGGAAAAUUAGCUUAGUAUGUGAAGAAGUGAUCAUGUUAACUGUGUGCAAAUAACAUCACUGUUCUUCCUUUUAGUUAUGGUUGUUAUAAGAGUAAUUGUGAUGGAAAGGCUUGUUGUUGGUUUGUUCUGAAUAAGGUACUUGAAUUUUAUUGGGAAAGAGGCCUUGCUCCAGUGUGCAUGUGUUUGUGUGUGGAGGUUUGCAUUGAUGCCUAAUUUUGUUCCUCACCUACUCCAUGCUCAUCAAGUCAACUUCCAUCCCACCUUCUGAAGUCUCUUGAAACCAACUGUCCUGUUUAGACCACCUUGAUUAGCAUGCUGACACACACCCAACAUGCACCAGCACCUCUGUGAAUUCAAACUCACAUUUGUCACCCAUCCAUGAAAUUUUUGUAUUGUAUGCUGUACACAUCCUUCAUUGUGGGCACCCAUGGAACCCACACUGACAAGCUAACUAGUGUUCAUCUCAUGUGUGUGUUAUUCUGGUCCGGUCAUCUUCUGGUCACCCAGCCAGUCAUUCCCCUACAGAAAGAGCUCACAACUCAUACUGACCGAUCUUUGGAUAGGACUGACACCACACAACAGAACAGCGGGUUACAUCCUGUACCUACUUGCCGCUAGGUGAACAGGGGCUACACAUUAAGAGGCUCACCCAUUUGCCUUACUGUACCUGGGACUCGAACCUGGACCUUCUUAGUUGUGAGCCGAACAUGAUGACCACUAAACUAUGCGGUUGUGUGUGUGUGUGUGUGUGUGUGUGUGUGUGUGUGUGUGUGUGUGUGUGUGUGUGUGUGUGUGUGUGUGUGUGUGUGUGUGUGUGUGUGUGUGUGUGUGUGUGUGUGUGUGUGUGUGUGUGUGUGUGUGUGUGUGUGUGUGUGUGAGUGAGUGAGUGAGUGAGUGAGUGAGUGAGAGUCAGUGAGUGAGUGAGUGAGAGAGUGUGUGAGUGAGUGAGUGAGUGAGCCUUUUCUUAGAUGAACCUUACUGAUAAGCUUUUAACCCUUUCACUGUGCUAUGGAACAAUUCACACCACAAAAAGCAAUGUAAAGAGUCUUAAUAAACAUCUACAAGAGCAGGGGAUGAAAAAGAAUAGACUUUGCAAUUUCCAGCCAGUACAAUGUUUGGAGGUGGCUGUUGAACAAGUAAAGAUGUCUCAGGGUGGUUAGUAAAUAAGAAAAGUUGUGCCAAAUAGCAGUGAAAGGGUUAAUAUACUUGAACAUAGAUUUUCACCAGAACCACAUGUGAAAGUCCAAGCUUACAUCUGUGAUCAACAAAAAUGUGCAAUAUGUUUGCUGUGAAAAGUUGCAAGCAUUGUAGAGAGAGACAUUUCUUGAAGGUACAAUAUGGCUAAGAAAAGACAGGUUCCUUGCCUCAGCCUGGGAAUUCUUAUUUGGCUUCAGAUGGGUGUUUCAUUAUUGGUGUGUGUGUGUGUGUGUGUGUGUGUGUGUGUGUGUACAGUGAAGGGAAAAUUAACACAAGUUACAGUAUUAUGUGCAACUUUCAUCAUUUUCAUUGUGUACCAUAGAAAGAAAAAUAAAACAAGAAUAAUUUGUUUAUAGUUAAGAAAGUGAUAUAUAUUGAUAUAUAUUGUAUCUCUUAUCUUUACUGCAAAUGUAUAGAGAAAGAAGGAAGGAAGGAAAUGUACAACUUGUAUGUUAUAAUGGUUGUCUUUCCUCUUCAACUAAAAUGUGUGGUAGGAGGAAAGACAAGAAAAAGGGAGGCACCAUUAGUAAAACAAGAAAGUGAUAUGUACCUUUCUUCUGCAGUACUGAGUCAUGUUCCAUAUUUUGAAACACAUGGGGCUCUCAUAAGGAUUAUAUUUUUAAAGGCCAUAUAGAUUAUAAGUUGGAUUUCCAUGGGUGUAGUUCUCGGAUGAAGCAGGAGUCUUGUUAAACUGAAAAUGCCUCUGAAAACCCUCAUGAAUUUCUACAUGUCUGUUAUAACAUAUCGAGAAAAGACGCUGAAAUGUUUGGAAAUACAAUCCCAGAAAGGAAUAGAAGAGAAAUAUUUAUAAUAUAAAAAUAUGCCAAGUGCCUUCCUUGGCCUCCUUUCCAACCUGUAAUGGGAUGUACAUGUUGUAUGCAUAUUUUCUUGUACUGUAUUAUGAGCAUCAUUUCAUAUCUUUGAGGACAUCUCCCUCAGUAAAUCCCUUCCUCUUGCUCCUAUCACCAGCCCCUCACCCAGUGGUUCCUUAAAACUCAGCAUCCCCAUCAGAAAUUCAUCCCCUCAUUUCUGAUCACUUAUUCCAGUCAUGUUCUCCAUACAUCAACCUUCACCACUAGUAAAGUAUAGUCCCUCACUCAUGAGUUCUUUAAAACCUUCACCAUCCCAUUGAUAAUCCAUCCCUAUGUUUCUUAUCACUUAUUCCAGUCAUGUUUUUACUUCACCCCACCUUCCACUGUGGUAAAGCCACAAGAAGGCCAGAGUUGCCUGCCCUCCCUAUCAUCUCCUUUGGUUCAUAGAUAAACUCUUCAUCAUCAUGCUUCUGUUUUGUUAUCAGGCAAGUGUUGACUUAAAGACUUUGUAAUUAGUACAUACAAAGAUGAUUUAUUAGCUUCAGAGAUGGCAUUAUUUUAGAUUAAAUUAAUGUAGAAUAUUUUCAUUGUUGAUGGUGUGUGUGUGUGUGUGUGUGUGUGUGUGUGUGUGUGUGUGUGUGUGUGUGUGUGUGUGUGUGUGUUUACUUUGAAAACUCACAUUAGACGUGUUUAAAAGCUGAUGUAUAUGAAAAUAUAUGGUUUAUUUAUAUGCAGAAAUGUU
This is a messenger RNA of Scylla paramamosain (green mud crab), 8576 nucleotides long. Its product is annotated as mucin-2-like. The record is from RefSeq and is a predicted model, not a curated record. Gene Ontology annotation, cellular component: nucleus. Lineage: Eukaryota; Metazoa; Arthropoda; Malacostraca; Decapoda; Portunidae. Gene Ontology annotation, biological process: regulation of transcription by RNA polymerase II.